AUGACAGCUAGUGUUGAGACGAUGUUAGUAAGGUGGAAAAAACAUGAAGGCAAAGAGAUUGAGGUGUUCGAAGAAUUUAGAUUGUUGACUUCAGAAGUGGUUUCCAGGACAGCAUUUGGCAGCAGCUACUUAGAAGGGAAGAACGUUUUUGAGAUGUUGAUGAGGUUAUACUUCUUGAUAUUCAAAAAUUUGUUCAAAUUCAGGUUUCCUGGCAUCAGUAAGCUUAUUAAAACCAAGGAUGAGGUCGAAUCAAAGAAGCUAGAGAAAGGAAUACGAGAGGGCAUAAUAGAGAUUGUCAAGAAACGAGAAGAGAAGGCGAUAAUGAUUGGAGAAACAGACAGCUUUGGGAGUGAUUUUCUUGGAUUACUUUUAAAGGCUCAUCAUGAUUCCAAUAAGAAGCAGAGGAUUUCGGUGGAUGAUUUGGUUGACAAAUGCAAGACAUUUUAUUUUGCUGGCCAAGAAACCACUAGUACUUUGCUGGCUUGGACUGUCUUUCUCCUGGUACUCCAUACAGAUUGGCAAGAGGAAGCAAGAAAGGAGAUCCUGCAAAUAUUUGGCAAACAAACUCCAAACUCUGAUGGCCUUGCCAAACUAAAAACAAUGGGUAUGAUCAUCAAUGAGUCUCUAAGGUUGUAUCCUCCUAUUGUUUCCAUUGCGAGGAAAGUUGAAAGGGAAGUUAGACUAGGAAAGCUCAUAGUUCCUGCUAAUGUUGAAAUAUUCAUUGAAAGGGAAGUUAUAGACUAG
Messenger RNA from Prunus armeniaca (apricot), 744 nucleotides. The record is from the annotation of a GenBank genome assembly. NCBI's taxonomy places the organism in Eukaryota, Viridiplantae, Streptophyta, Magnoliopsida, Rosales, Rosaceae.